CGCUGCUGUGCCUGUAAAAACAGCAGUGCUGGCGCGCGAGGCCUUAUUGACCUCUUUUGGAUUGGCACUGCAAGGCCAGCAUACGCCUGCAGUCGAUAGUAACGAGCAACUGCUCACACAAGUGAGCAGUGCUCUCCCUGAGGCCUGUGCUCUCUGAAGCAGACCAGCGCCUGAAACGCUGCUACAGACCCGAAGCGCUGCGUUAGAAAUGACACCACAGCUGCUACGCAAUGUCAAGCGUCAGACGUGGCUCCUGACCUACGUUCUGCUGCCACUCAUACGCGCGCUCGACUGGCUGCUCUGCAAAAGGCACUUCGGCCUGCGCCUCCUCGACCCCAACCAUCUGAUCACGAGGCGCCUCGACCCGCGACGCCUGAUGCAAAAGGCGCGCGCCAUCGCCGGCGACGGCCCCUUCCACCUGCCCGACGCGUUGGUCGAGGACAGGCUGCGGCGCGCGCAAGCGGCGCUGCGCGACGCGAAUCUGAAAGGAUUGGGGGCGCCCGGCGAUCUCGUCGUGGGCCUGCCCGCCGUCGCCGUCUUGGAGCGGCGGCUGACGCGCGCGCUCGUCGCGGACCUGCGGGUCACGCGCGCGGUCGCGCUCGACGGCGCCUAUUUCGCGUCGCCGCCGGGCGAAGACGCCCUCAUCAUCACGGGGCCGCCGCGGUCGGGCACGACGCUCUUGCUCGAGCUGUUGGCCUGCGAUGAGGAAACGUGGCGGCCGCUGACGGGGCCGGAAGCUUUGGUACCGGGCGCCGUCGACGGCGAUGGAGCCGUGCUCACGAGCGCCCUGGCCGGCCAGGCGCUGGCCUUCCAGAGCACGAAAGAAGCCCAUUAUGAAGAGGUCGACGGCCCGACGGAGUGCCGGUCGCUCCUCGAGAACGCGGGCGCGCCGUACGUGUUCUGGUGGGUGCUCGGCCUGACGGGCCCGCUGGACGCCUGGCUGGCGGACGACGCGCGGCGGCGGUCGGACUACGCCUUCUACCGCCAGGAGCUCGCGGCCGUGCGCCUCGCCGGCGGUCGUGCCGACACGCGGCGCUGGCUCCUCAAGGACCCGUGCCACCUCUUCUCGCUCGACGAAUUAUUUGACACGCUGCCCAACGCGAGGGUCGUCUGGCUCCACCGCGACCCGGCCACGGUAUCGGCCUCGCUCUGCGCGUUGCUGUCCAAAGUCUGGCGGCUCCUCUACCGCGCGGAGGCGUCACCAUCGCCGCCGCGGUUCAACGACGCCGUCGUCGCGUACCUCGGCAAAUUACUAGACGCGGGCCUCGCCUUUAGAAGGAGGCGGCCCGGCGCGGCGGUCCACGACCUGUUGACCACUGAUCUCGCGGAUGACCCGCUGCUCGAGGUCGCGCGCGUCUACGCCUUCGCCGGCGAGGCGCUCUCGGACGCGGCGCGGGCGAAGAUGAAGAAGCUCCUCGCUGAUCGUUCGAAGGCGCCGCGGCACGUCUACGCCGCCGCGGAUUUUGGGCUCGAGCCCGCGGAUUUGGAUCGAAGGUUCGCGAAAUACAAGCGGGAGUUCGGCGUGUGAGUUGUUGG
Messenger RNA from Pelagomonas calceolata, 1536 nucleotides. The record is from the annotation of a GenBank genome assembly. NCBI's taxonomy places the organism in Eukaryota, Pelagophyceae, Pelagomonadales, Pelagomonadaceae.